CUGCCGCUUAUUUUACCUCUUACAGUGCAUGAGGAUAAUUUACCGUAAUUUGCGGAAUAACGACGGCAAGGAGCGAAUCUCAAACAAAUUGCCUGCUCAAGCUUUCAAGCUCAGGAUUGUUUAGUGUGUGUGCUGCGGUUCGGGUUGAUUAAAUAUUCAAUGAAAGUGUACCCGUAAAAAUAAACUUGAAAAUCAGUCACAGCGAAGAUCCUUAACCAUGAAGAGGACUCGAAUCAACUCGUGCGGAAAGAACGAGACCCAUGAAUGGCAGAACUGGGCUAAGGCGGAAAAAUAGCAACACCAUGGACAAGAAACGACAAAAGACAAACCAAGUUGUGCGGACAUUAAACAGACACUUUGUUAAAGUGAGAUUUAAAAAUUUUUUGGAUUGUGUGGUGUUUGUGUGCGUGUUCGUCCUGUGUAUUAGUAAAGUGCAGUGUAACAGACCUCCUAGAUUUUUAAUUAACGGCCAAACCGAAAUUGUUUUAAGACUGAAAGAAGGCAAGGAGACGCCAGUGGGUACCUUAAUUUAUAAACUACAAGGAACGGAUCCUGAUGGUGACCCUCUUAGCUUCGGAGUCAGAUCUCAACCGGGUAGCGACGUUAUACGCGUUGAAAACAUAUCGCCUAGUGAAGCAGACGUCUAUCUUAAUAAGGAACUAGAUAGAGAAACGCGAGAUGAGUACCCGUUAGUUUUAACCUUAACUGAUGGCCGCCUUGGACAAGGUAAUUACGUCACUCAAAGUCUUUUAUUGCUAGUCGAAGAUGUCAACGAUAACACACCGAUAUUCACGAGUCAUCAAUCGUCGAUUGUAUUGCGAGAGGACGCCACGCCGGGAGUUAUAGCCACCUUGGAGGCUACAGACGCAGACGAGGGGGCUUACGGUCAGGUGGUUUAUCAUUUGAGGGAGGACGAUGGGGAGAGUACUUUAUUUAGUGUUAGUACGGCCGGGGGAAAAGCAAUAGUACGCUUAGUAGGUUCUUUAGAUUACGAAAAACAAACUUUGCACCAACUCAAAGUACUAGCGGUUGAUCGAGCGAAACAAGGAAGGGUCAACACAGGUGUAGCCGCUCUUCUGGUAAAAGUCGAAGAUGUGGAAGACCAACCACCUGAGUUUGUUAGAGUUACUUCGGUCGCUCGAGUUGCCGAAAAUGCACCAAUCGGAAGCUCCGUUCUUCAAGUAACCGCGAUUGAUGGUGAUCGUGGUGUUAAUAACCCAAUCAAAUACUCGUUAUCGUCCAACACCAUCAACAAAAUCUCCGAUGUGUUCAUUAUCGAAGAAAGCACCGGAGCGGUACUAACUGCCAAAAAUUUAGACCGAGAAUCUCUCUCCACGAGUUCCGGUACUUACAUCCUCCAGAUAACGGCCACCGAAUUCGGGGGUAAAGUCAAACCUUCCCCUAGCGUCACCACAGAGGUGACCGUAAUCAUCACCGAUAUCAACGACGAGAGUCCAAAAUUUAGGAGUGAGUAUUAUGAAUGCGAGAUAGCGGAAAAUGCACCAGUCAACACACCACUGACCUUCCUGGGUUCCGCCAUGCCUGAAGUCUACGACCACGACCAGGGAAUUAAUGGUACGUUUCAGUUGUACGUAAAAGGUGCCAGCGAUACUUUUGAAAUAACGCCCACGAAAGUCAUAAAUGAAGCUACGUUUAUGAUUCGGGUGAGGAACUCGUCUUUGUUGGACUUCGAGCGGAUCAAAGCGAUCAAUUUCACUGUGGUGGCGAAAGAAGUGGUUAAGUAUAAUCCGAAGUUUACUGAAGUGCCCGUGAUCGUACGCAUCUCAGACCGCAACGAUAACUACCCGGAGUUUACAAAAAACGUUUAUGAGGUCUUCGUACCGGAAAAUUGCGAUGUUGGUACUACGGUGGCUUGGGUACAAGCUCUCGAUGAUGAUUCAGGUGUUUUUGGCACUAUGGGGAUUCGCUACACCCACUUAGCGGGAAGCAUUCAACACAUGUUAGACCUUCAUCCCACCACCGGCGUAAUCUCGGUGAAAAAAGCCGGCGGUCCCAACUGGGACCGUGAACAAGUGUCCCGCCACUACCUAACCGUAGAGGCCCGCGACGACCUAGGCGUCGGCAACCGCAACACCGUCCAACUCAUCAUCAACAUCGAAGACGUCAACGACAACGCCCCCAUCUUCACCCAAAGCCGCUACGAAGCCCGCCUCCUCGAAAACCGCCUCGACUUCGAAAACCCGCUCAAGGUAGAAGCCAGAGACGCGGACCUAAACGGGACCAAAAACAGCGAGAUCGAGUACUCCGUCUUCGGCGAACUGGGCUACAACUUCACCAUGGACCCCGCUUCCGGCGUCAUCAAGCCCGUCGGGCCCCUCGACUUCGAGCUCCUCGAGGGCUCCUCGAGCGAGAACAUCCGGCAGUUGCAUUUGACCGUUCGGGCCAGAGACUGGGGCAAUCCUAGCUUAUUCAGCGACGUCCCAUUGCAUAUUUAUGUCCAGGAUGUGAACGACCACGCGCCCGUCUUCGAGUAUUCCGUCUACAAUAAAUCCGUGCCGGAGAAUAUCCCCGGUGGCACAUCUAUUCUCCAAGUUAGAGCCAAGGAUUUCGACGGGUCUUCCCCGAACAAUCGAAUCGUAUACAGAAUUCAAAAUGGAGCUGCCGAUAAAUUUAUAAUUGGGGCAGAGAGCGGCGUUAUUUCCGUGGCGAGAGGAGCCUCGUUAGAUCCUGACUUAACCCAACCCAGAACGUUGCAUUAUUCCUUAAACGUAGUAGCCCUGGAUGGAGCUCCCGGAGAAAAUCAAUUGCAGGCCGCGGUUACGGUUAAUGUCAGCAUAUUGGAUGUUAAUAAUAAAAGUCCGGUGUUCUAUGAACCCGAUACAAUUACAGUGCGCGAAAACACGGCGGUUGGUAGCGUCAUAGCCAAACUGAAGGCUAAGGAUCUGGACAACACAGCCCACUUGGUAUACAUGAUCGACCCCAAAGCCUGUGCUGCUAAAACCGAAAGAGGGGUUCUUUUAAAAGCCAGCGACUUUAAUUGUAGUGAAACUUUUCAUUUGAACCCCUCUUCCGGAGUAUUAACUAUUGCUACACAAUUAGAUCGUGAAGUAGUAGAAAAGGUACAAAUGGGAUUAAUCGUAGAAGACACAGCGUCCGAAACCGGAAAACAACUAGCUACUACUACAAUCACCAUCGUCAUUGAAGAUAUUAAUGACAAUAGCCCCAAAUUCCAAAAGCCAUUCUAUAAGUUCUCCAUCACUGAAAACAGCAAGAAUGGGGUUACAAUCGGUAAUGUGUUGGCUGAUGAUGCUGAUAAGAACAAAACAAUAACUUACACUCUUGAUGGACGUUAUGAAAUAACAGAACUCAUUCAUUUGGACAGCGACUCUGGCGAUUUAAUUGUUGCAAACAAGAUAGACCAUGAACUUUACGAAUGGCUAAAUUUAACGGUUAAAGCAACUGACUCAGGCUUUCCCCCGCGCUUUUCCCGAGUGGAAAUUUUCAUCCAAAUUUUAGACGAAAACGACAAUAAUCCCUACUUCCUGCUGGAACCGCAAUCUCUGCUGAUAUCCGAAGACACCACAGUGGGUAGACAAGUCGCAAUAAUCGAAGCUCGCGAUUCCGAUUCCGGCGAGUACGGAAAAAUCACCUAUUUGCUCGAUCGGCUCUCAUCUCAAGGAAAAUUCAGUCUGGAUGCUGACACCGGCAUUCUAAAAGUAUCUGACGGAUUAGAUCGAGAGGAAAAACAAAACUACCUGCUCGUAAUCGAAGCCUGGGACAACUACCAAUACGGUUUCAGCAGCGGCGAGAGCCGAAACGCCUUCAAACACAUCAACGUGACCAUCCUAGAUGUUAAUGAUAACCCUCCGCAAAUCCUUGUUCCGCCUUACUGCAUCAACAUCACGGAAUUUCAUGAACCGGGGCAAACCAUUACCACAUUUCACGCUUCGGACGCCGAUGAUCCAAAUACAUCAAACGGACAGGUGAUCAUCGACAUAUCUGACGGCAAUCAAAAGAAUUUUUUCGCGCUUCAACAAAUCAGUGAAUGGACGGCUGAACUGAGGACGACGACGUCGUUGAGAGGGAGACAUGGAAACUACACUCUUAGUAUAAGGGCACAGGAUUUGGGGACACCGAGUCACUUGGUGGAGGAACCCAUUCACAUUUGUGUUACCGAUUUUAACGACCAUCCGCCUCUAUUUGUCAGCCCUCCACACAAUUCGACCCUUCGCGUCCCAGAGAACGCCACUGUUGGAAGCGCGUUGGUUAAAAUAGUCGCUACAGAUGAAGACGUCGGGGCUAACGGUGUAGUCCGAUAUCGUCUAAAAGUUGACCCUGCCGGACAUUGGAAGAGUUUCAAUUUACAACCGGUUUCAGGAAUUUUGGAAUUAAGGUUACCACUAAGCAGAAAAAAGCAAAAAGUUUACGACAUCAGAAUCGAAGCUUACGAUCUUGGAGUCCCGUCACUCAGUUCAGACCUAGAUCUCACGAUCUACGUAAGCAACAUCAACGACUACCAACCACAGUUUCUAGUAGAUGAAUUUACAACCAACUUCACAGAAAACAAGAUCGCGGGAGUGGAAAGUAGACUCCUGCCUGAAACCGUGGAUAGAGACGAGAUGGAAUUUGACGGUCCGUUUACCCCAAUUUGCUACUUCAUAGUAGGUGGCAAUGAAAAUGGGUUAUUUAAAUUGCGACCUAUCGAACAUCUCUUAACGGUUACUAGACCUUUAGACCGUGAAGAAAAGGAUAGUCAUCUGCUUUUAAUUAAGGCCACUGAAGAUUGUUCAAAGCCACCACGGAACGAAAGUUUCUUUGAUGCUUCAGAUGACACCCAAUUAAAAGUGUUGGUCAAGGUGUUAGAUGUUAAUGACAACCCACCGCAGUUUAUCCACAGGGUAUUCACAGGGGGUGUCAGCACCGCCACUAGCUUUGGAACGACGUUCAUGGAAGUGAAGGCUGAAGACGCCGAUCUAGGGAAAAACGCAAUCGUGUCCUACUACCUCAUCGGAAAAAUCCAAAUGACCCUCACCGAAGGUUUAGACAGUUUAAAAAGGGAGCCGUUUUUGGUCGACAGAGACACAGGCGCUAUACAAUUAAAUUUUGACCCUCAGCAAGGCAUGAAAGGCUAUUUUGACUUCAUGGUGUUGGUGAAUGAUACAGGGGGUCUUCAAGAUAUGGCUAGAGUUUUCAUUUAUCUUUUAAGAGCCGACCAAAGAGUUAGGUUUGUUUUGAGGCAACAACCCCCCGAAUUGAGGAACAAAAUUGAGGCUUUUAGAGAAAUUUUGGGCAACGUGACCGGAGCGAUUGUGAACGUCGAUGAAUUUCGUGUCCAUGCCAACCAUGAUGGUACUAUAGACAAAACCAGAACAGAUUUGUACUUGCAUCUAGUGGACAGACGAGACAACUCGAUUAUAGAAGUAGAUGAAGUUCUGAGAUUAGUAGAUCAGAAUACGGAAAAACUAGACGGGUUAUUCAAGGAGUUCAACGUUUUGGACACACAACCAGGAGGAAGCCUCGCCCUAAAAAUCGCCAAAGGUGCUAACACCACCUUCUGGUUAACAGCAGCGACUUUAUUCCUUUUGCUGCUUCUACUCUUGUGCCUCGCUUUAUGCAUCAACCAAAGACAAACCUACCACAGAAAACUAAAAGCAGCCACCGCCACCGCUUAUGUACACGCAGAUUCCGAUCUUGACGGCCGUGGACUUAGUGCCUUGAGUGGCAGGGUCCCCAACACCAACAAACACAGCAUGGAAGGAAGCAACCCCAUAUGGAUGCAAGCUUACGAAAACGAAUGGUACAAAAACGCUGAUGAAUUUAGCCAAAACUCGGAGCACGACUCCUUGGACGAAAACGUGGUCAGCUGUGGCGAGCUUCCCCACUGUAAUAAUCUACAGCAUGUUAAUAAUAACGUGCGACCGCAAAAUGUGUAUCAGACUUUACCUCCGGCUUUACCGCGGAGGAAACUUGAAACAACUGAACUGUAAAAAAAUGACAGCCGCUUGCGUCUUGCGUCGGCUAGGCAACACACAAUACUCGUGCGAUGGCAGGAUGUCUAUAUUUAGACUUGUUGUUACGGAUGGUGAUGUUGCAAGAUAUUUGGAUUGCCUUAAUGCAAAUAAUAAAAGAAAAUUAUAAACGAUAACUGUGACGAAACGCUAUUUAUAAAUAACCACAAAGUAUUAAUAAAUGUGUGAAUUUGUACGUAAACACCUGCCAUGGAUGGAAGGUGGACAUCUGGCGCGUAUAUGUGUAAAUUUUCGAAUGUCGUCCCAAAUUUUAUUUUUGUCCUUAGGCUACUUGGGUGAAAAUGCGUUUUACUUUUAAGUUCGAAGCGUGAUACAACCGCAGGUGCGAUUAAGAGCCUGUUUGCAACAAUGUUGAGCCGUGUUUACCGACACGUGUGGAAUUUUAUAGUUGUUUUAAUUUCCUCCAUUGCAUAAACCUCUUG
Molecule: messenger RNA, 6412 nt
Organism: Zophobas morio
Lineage: Eukaryota; Metazoa; Arthropoda; Insecta; Coleoptera; Tenebrionidae
Product: cadherin-23
Exons: 23
Coding region: 261-5948 (1895 amino acids)
Biological process (GO): homophilic cell-cell adhesion
Cellular component (GO): plasma membrane
Molecular function (GO): calcium ion binding
Source: RefSeq, a predicted model, not a curated record